This is a messenger RNA of Puntigrus tetrazona (Sumatra barb), 3591 nucleotides long. It is a transcript of the gene itgb7, whose product is annotated as integrin, beta 7. The record is from RefSeq and is a predicted model, not a curated record. Gene Ontology annotation, molecular function: integrin binding. NCBI's taxonomy places the organism in Eukaryota, Metazoa, Chordata, Actinopteri, Cypriniformes, Cyprinidae. Gene Ontology annotation, cellular component: focal adhesion; integrin complex; cell surface. Gene Ontology annotation, biological process: cell adhesion mediated by integrin; cell migration; integrin-mediated signaling pathway. The transcript has 16 exons. The coding region runs from base 890 to 3166 and encodes 758 amino acids.
UAACCCCCUCCAAAAAGCAACAACAACAACAACAAAACUAAACAAUAAAUAUAUAUUUUUAAAACGACAUUUUUUAAAUUAUAUUUUAAAAUAUACUAAACCUACUGCACAUCCCGGGUUUUCUUCCAAUAUGUUCAAUAAAUAUCCUUGAACCCUGACUAAUUACAUAUUUCAUCAUGAUAUAUAUCUUGUUGUUAUACAUAAAAUCUUUCUAAAGCACAAUUUUCAGAUUUCAAAUACUAAAGAACGCGGGUAAAAACGUACAAAUGAAGAAAAACGAUGCCAUGCCAAAUAGGUCCCAAGAGCGCCGACAUGUGGCGAAGAUAUCCUUAUCCUAACAACAGAAAUCUAGUAAAACUUACAGUAACUGCUGGCUUGAGUAAACGAUACUUAACAUAGUUAUUAUAACGUUAUUUACAAAAUAAUAUUCGUUCAUUAUCCAAAUGCUCCAAAAGCAGAUACUAUUUUCAACAUAUAUAUAUGUAUGCGUGUUGCAUUUGGCUCGUGAGACAGUUACAAAACACGCAGACAGACGAAAUCUAGAGAGGAACAGGAAGAGGUAAUGCUGACCACAUUAUUCCUGUGUCGCUGAUGAUGUGAUCGAUAAACUGUGUCUCAAACCCUAGUGCGCCGCCUGUCUAGACAGCAUGUUUAAACAUUAAAUAGGCACACAAUAUUUUUGGGAGUCGCAUACACGCUUAGGAGUAUUUUGUUUUUUGGCUGAUAUCCACGACACCUGCCCGAUUUUUUUGCAGCACGUUUCAGUAACGAAAAAACAUGCUGUCUACUACGUAGAAAGUUCACUAUGGUUUUGAGACACAUCCACACACAUGCUGAUUAGAACGAUGGUGAAGCUUUGAGUUCACUUUUCGCACGACAUUUCCCGUUUAUGAUGAAGGCUAUUUUGAUAGCUGUGACGGUUCUUGUUCACUAUGUACUCGGGCAGGAACCACUAUGCCAGUCUCACUCUUCAUGUUCUGAAUGUAUAAGGAGUCCUGGAUGUGCGUGGUGCACACAGACUGACUUUCUAAAGCCAGGUGAGUCAAAUGAACGGCGAUGUGAUUCUCACACGUCUCUGAAGGAAAGGAAUUGUAAAGAGGAUCAUGUGAUCAAUCCUGUAAAACAUCCUUUGGCCUAUGUGAAGAACAGUGACCUCAGCAGCGAUCGUGAAAACGUGGUCCAACUCAAACCUCAAAAUAUCAACAUUACACUCAGAGUUGGAGUUCCAUUUGAAUUCAAAGUUGAGUUUAGGAGGGCCGCACGUUACCCUAUAGAUCUGUACUACCUGAUGGACCUCAGCUAUUCCAUGAAAGAUGAUCUGGAGCAGAUUAAAACCCUGGGGCAGAAAAUUCUGAAAAAGCUGAAGGACAUCACAGACACGGUCCGAAUCGGUUUCGGGUCUUUUGUUGAUAAGGAGUUGUUGCCGUAUGUCAGUCAGCUGAAGGAAAGACGUCGAAAUCCCUGCCCCAAUCGCAUAGAUACCUGCCAACCGGCUUUCAGUUUUAAGAAUGUCCUGCCCCUGACUCACGAUGCCAAGGAGUUUGAACGAGAAGUUAGCAAACAAAAAAUCUCUGGCAACCUGGACGCUCCUGAAGCUGGUCUGGAUGCCAUCAUGCAGGCUGCUGUCUGUAAGGACAAGAUCAAAUGGGGUAAUGUGACAAGGAUUCUGGUUUACACAUCUGAUGAUACAUUCCACAUGGCAGGAGAUGGACGACUAGGUGGUGUCUUUCAGCCACAUAAUGGAGAGUGUCAUCUCAAUGAAAAUGGUUCCUAUAAUGGAAGAGCCUAUGAUUACCCGUCAGUGGGCCAUAUAUCUAGAGUUCUACAGGAUAACAAUAUUCAGCUCAUAUUUGCUGUGACUGAGGACAUCUAUCCAGCAUACAAGGCGCUGAGUGCAUUGAUUCCUCAGUCAGUGGUUGGUGUUUUAAAGAAUGACUCCAGUAAUGUUGUGGAUCUCAUCUCUGAAGCCUAUGGGAAUUUGUCAUCCACGCUGGUGUUAGAGCAAGAGGGGGCUCCAAAAGAAUUGGACGUGUCCUACAGGUCCAGCUGUAAGGGGAAUCAGGCAUAUAGUGAAUGGAAGGAGAAAGGAGAGUGUCAUGGCAUCAAGCAUGAGCAGAUUACUUUCAAUGUAAGUUUGAAUGCAACUGCAUGUCUGAAGAAGCCUCAGACGUUUCGGAUCAAAAUGCAAGGCAUCAAUGAGGAGGUGAAGAUCACGGUGCAUACGGAGUGUGAUUGUAACUGUGGUGUUCCAGAGAAGGCUUCCAAACACUGUAACGGCACAGGGACUCUCUCAUGCGGCGUGUGCAGAUGUGAUGAUGGGUAUGUGGGCCAGCACUGUGAGUGUGUGCAACAGAGUGAUUCAGACUCCAUCAUCAAAAUGAUGGCAUCCUGUCAGUCUGAUAAUUUGCUGUUUUGCAACGGACAUGGCACCUGCGAGUGUGGCAAGUGUGUGUGUCACGGUCAUUACAGUGGGAGAUUCUGUGAAUGUGAUGACAGCAGUUGUGAACGCCAUAAGGGUAUCCUCUGUAAUGGUAAAGGCAGAUGUAGUUGUGGGACAUGUCAGUGUACUGAUGACUACACAGGGUCUGCGUGCGAGUGCUCACCUAGCCAAGACAAGUGUAUGAAUGACAAAUGGCUUUGCAGCGGUCAAGGCAAAUGCACUUGCGACCGUUGUCAGUGUAACGAAGGUUUUAAGGGAGAGCACUGCUCUGAAUUCACUGAUGAGUGCAAGUGGUUGAAGGGCUGUGUGAAAUGUCAUGUAGAAGAUGGUAAUGUUUGCGCUCAAGAAUGUUUGAAUGCUACAGUAUCUCAUCUUGAUGGCACUCAUGAGCUGCACUGCAUAUACGAAGCGACCAUUUCAUAUGAUGUGAAACUUAAAGAUGGCAAAAUUGUGCUUCGAUAUGCAGACCUGCCUCGUUCUGUCGAUAAGACUAAACUUAUAAUUGGCAUCUCUGUGUCAAGCAUCAUUUUUAUUGGCAUUAUAAUAAUCAUUAUUUACCGUGGCCUGCUGGAGCUAUACGAUAUUAGAGAAUAUCAAAACUUUGUCAAAGCGCAGAAACAGACCGAAUGGAAAGAGGCCCAGAAUCCUCUGUUCAAAGGUGCCACAACAACGGUGUAUAACCCUUUGCAUGUCAAAGACGAAGAGGAAAAGGAGCAUUCUGAGUAGAUUUAAUUUAAAGAGAGAGUCAUUAAAACUAAUAUUGCAAUAAACAUUUAAAUACAAUAAUACAUGAUUGUUGUAAAUAUUGUGAUGCACUUUGUGCGUAUAUAUAUAUAUAUAUAUAUAUAUAUAUAUAUAUAUAUAUAUAUAUAUAUAUAUAUAUAUACAUACAUAUAUAUAUAUAUGAUGAACUCAAAACCUUCUUCGUUUAGAAUUAUUUGAUUUUUGUGAAUUUUAAAGCAGCUGUAUUAGUAACUAAAACCUCAGUUUUAGUGUUUACGCAGCACCUUUACAGCAUAUUUUAUUUUUUUAAGUAUUUUAUUUUUUUAGGUUGAUGUAUGACAUGAACAGCUUUAUUCCAAAAUGCAUAAUAAUUUUAUUGUUUUGCUUUUGCUUCAAUAAUAAAAGUGUCAUUCAAAAUUUCCAAAAAA